AUGUUUUGUAACCUUCUGCAAGAGUACCAAAAAUCCGAGGAAGAUCGUCAGCCGAAUCGCCAGCCCUCACAACAAGAACAAACAAAUCGAACACAUACCACAUCUUUACGAAUUCCCGCACUCGGUGCCAGUCGACCGGAGUCAUUUGGUGGCCUCGGGUCACAGAUUUCCCAUAAUGAAAAUGGGAAAAAUCGCAGCGCUUCCAUCGACUCGCAGCAUCCUGGAACUGAUCCGGACGCAACGGCAGGAGAUGCAAGCUCAAUCGGCUGGAGUACCAGUGGGAGUGGAUGUGGUCCCACGGGGACGCCAGCUGGGAUCGAUCGAACCCAGACCUGUGGUCCCUUUAUAAACGAAUUGGGCUGUGUAUCUGGUCGGACAGAUGUCAAACCAUCACGUCACAGUCGCAGUGUAAGCGAUUUGGAACGCGAACUUGAUGGAGAUCCAAAUCGCACAAACUGUGCAACCAGUCUCACCAGUCUGUUUUCGUGUACCACAAACGAUAAACGUGCCGGAGAGGUGGUUUCCUCGUGUCAAACAAUGACCUCAGAACAACCAGAAAGAACACGUAUAAAAUCUCGUACACGGUCAUUGAAAAAGCGUCUUUUUGGAGGUGGUCCCUCGGCGCGAAGGUGUCACAGUCGUCCGAUCGCACAUAUCAGUGCACCCUUUAAUGUCAGCGUCCCUGCCUGGGUGCGAGCGAGUAUGAAUGACCUGACCAAAUCAGUAUCAGAUGCCCAUCCAACCAUAUGA
Echinostoma caproni is the source of this 750-nucleotide messenger RNA. The record is from the annotation of a GenBank genome assembly. NCBI's taxonomy places the organism in Eukaryota, Metazoa, Platyhelminthes, Trematoda, Plagiorchiida, Echinostomatidae.